Messenger RNA from Ixodes scapularis (black-legged tick), 1688 nucleotides. RefSeq lists its product as uncharacterized. The transcript is spliced from 5 exons. NCBI's taxonomy places the organism in Eukaryota, Metazoa, Arthropoda, Arachnida, Ixodida, Ixodidae. The record is from RefSeq and is a predicted model, not a curated record. Bases 909 to 1688 code for a protein of 259 amino acids.
UGCUCUGAGCAUGUUGUGGAAGCUGAUUUCUGGAAAGGUCUGGCAAGUGGCCGGCAGCUUCAGGGGGACACGGCUGUGCCAUCCGUCCUCGUCUUUUGGAGGGUGAAGCCCUCAAGAAAGGCACUUCUUCCGCGGUUACUGUGCACACUCUCUAGCAUCCAACGGCCACAGAACGGGAGGAACACGGUUCAUGAACACUGUGCGCAAGCAGAUAAGAAAAAUUUGGCACCCACCACGGGAUGCUAUCCCCGAACAACGGUCUGCACCUUCAAACACAAGUCACCAGAGCUGCAGGAGCAAGCUGCAGGAGCAAGCUGCAGGAGCAAGCUGCAAAACUGCAAAUGCAGCAACACCAUUGUAGCACUACAAGCAUAGCUAGCCACAAGCAAGGUGAACAAAUCGAGGCUUCAAAAAGAGCUGCACACUCAACAAGCCAAGAGCCAUAACGAGGUAGGGCUGCAGUCUGAAACGGAGGCCGAACUUGCCAGAGGUUGGAAGCUAAGAGCAGAGCCUGAAGUACAACUUAACACAAGCAAGCUCACUGAAGUAAACUGGAUGCAAAGAUGUGGUGAAUGGAAAGGGUUCAGAAAGAUUGUUAGUAACUGAGUUUGAUAUAGAUGCUUACAGUAGUGAAACUCAUCAUAAACAUGCGUGGUUCAACAAUGCUAUUUCGAUGGCCUGCAGGAACUGUACAAACGGCUUAUGGAGACAGGGUGUGACUCCCGCUGGAGUCAUGAGGCGGUUUCGAAGAGGAGGAAGCAACAGCAGCGACGACGCCAAAGCAGUGCGGGAGCUGUUCACACGGUACUUCGUCAACGAGGGACAAGUGAGCUGGCAGUGGUGGAUGGUUGCCUAAGAAGACCUUGUCUCGUAUUUUCCUCCGAAACAACUUUCGUCAGUUGCUCUCAAUGGCCUCAGGAGAAGUGAGGAAGCACUGCUCUCAAAAGACAAUGAAGAGAAACACAACACCAGAGCUCCUGGGCAGACCCAAACAAGCACCUCAAGAUGUCACACACCUGCUGCAAGAGAACCUGGGGAUUGUGGACAGUGUUGAAGAGUACAAUCGUAUGCAGGCACGCUGUCAUUACAUGUGCAUGAGGACACAAGACUGUGUGGGAGAACCAGCCCCGAGUCAACAGCAAGGCACUCCUCAACAUUCCGCUACCUGCUGCCAUCACAUACUCUGGUGCCAGUCCUACGCACAUUCUUUGCCUUCUUCGUUCCAUAAAAAUGUUGAGGCGCAAUUUCUGCUGCAUCGCAUCACCUCGCAAGCGACUAAAUAUCUUCACGUCGUCUCCUCGCUGCCAGCUGAAGUCGCCGAUGAACUAGAGGACGUCCUCGCGGCGGCGCCGACAUCCAACCAGUAUGACAACCUCAAGGCCGCUAUCCUCGCCCGGAAGACCACGUCGGAGCGCAGCUGCCUCCAGCAUCUCCUCAACAUGAAGGAGCUUGGUAACCAGCGUCCCUCCCGGCUACUGCGCCGGAACUACGGCUCCAGCCAGUUCGGCGAUCUCAACGGCAAGAGCAAGUCCGGGUGCAGGGAGCCAACAACAGCCGACCGCAGUUCAGCCUGCACCAACAACAGCGCCGACAAACUUGACAAACUCCCCUUCAACAUUAACGUCGACGGACACGUCGAUGGCAGACAAUACGCCGAUAAGAGUGACUUGGUCGGGCCGCCAAGUUAG